This is a messenger RNA of Zophobas morio, 1599 nucleotides long. RefSeq names its product 2-acylglycerol O-acyltransferase 1-like. Gene Ontology annotation, cellular component: endoplasmic reticulum membrane. The record is from RefSeq and is a predicted model, not a curated record. The transcript has 7 exons. Bases 1 to 1599 code for a protein of 532 amino acids. Gene Ontology annotation, molecular function: diacylglycerol O-acyltransferase activity. NCBI's taxonomy places the organism in Eukaryota, Metazoa, Arthropoda, Insecta, Coleoptera, Tenebrionidae. Gene Ontology annotation, biological process: triglyceride biosynthetic process.
AUGUUUAACGAUAAUCAUAUACUAAUAGCCUUCGUGGAUACAAAUAACGCUUCCUUUAAUAACAGUUUUAUAACAAAUUGUAUUUUACUACUGGAUUUGAAAACUCAUGACACUGAUAUAGUGGGUAAGCCAAUUGAAGUUGAAAAAAGAGAAAAUCCGACUAAUGAAGAAAUUGAUUUGUUGCAUCAGAAGUUCAUUGAAGGACUGAUGCUCCAAUUUUUGUCUUUGUAUUUUUGUAGGGGUCUACACCUGGUGGGGUAUUCAGCAGGUUCGCAUUUAGUGGCACCACUGUACACAAAUAUUGGUAAAAAUUUAAGCAACGAAGUGAAAAAUUUUGUCAAAACAGCAAUUCUGCGACGCAUUGGCUACGACCUUGUGGACCAGAUCAAGGCGUCCCCGCUAGUCGCCGUAAAACACACCUUACUUCAACUGGGGGAUUGCAGCGGUGAAACAAAUUCCCGCGUAAUGGCUUAUGUUCAUGUUCCACCCCGCUGUGUGAGUGAGUUGUCGUUGUCACCCCUUGGUGCUUGCUACUCGGGACAGACCGCCUCCACCGCCCCCUCUUUACGCCGCCACAGGUCUGUAGCAAAUGAAGCACCAAACCAGAUGAUUUGUAUACUUCCGACUUUGUCUGAACGACAACUUCAAACAUUAUCAACCUCGGUAUGUUUUUCAAUCCUCGUCUUCGCUACUCCAAUCGGCUGGACGCUCUUCUUCUUUCUACUAACAACACGUUUUUGGUGGCUAGCAAUACUUUAUUCCUUCUGGUUGUACCAUGACCGCACAACCCCAGAAACCGGAGGACGUUCCAACGACUGGAUACAAAGCUGGAAAUGCUGCUGGUACUACAAAAACUAUUUCCCCGCAAACCUAAUCAAACCAGAAUCAACACUAAAUCCACAACAAAAUUAUCUCUUCUCGUGCUUUCCUCAUGGAAUCUUACCCACAGGCCCCUUCCACAACAUCUCGGCCCGUUCAAGUGAGUUUCGACACCUGUACCCCAAGUUCAAGGCCCACAUGGCAAUUCUACACUGGCUUUUUUAUACUCCGUUCUUGAGAGACUUAGGACUAGCUUUGGGAUUAGUAUCGUGUUCUGCCAAGUCAGUCAGUUACGUCUUAAGUAGACCAGAAGGUGGCCAAAUUGUUCUUCUUAACCCAGGAGGUGCUACAGAAACUUUCAACGCUGGUCAAGAACAAUAUAAAUUUUUUGUAAAAACCCGGAAAGGCUUCGUCAAGAUAGCGCUAGAAAAUGGUGCCGCGCUAGUACCGGUCAUCACGUUUGGCGAAAAUGAACUCUUUCGACAGUUUCAAAAUGAUAAAUUACGACGGGUACAGGAGUUUGUGAAAAAACCGUUUGGAUUUGUGCCUGCAUUAUUUUAUGGACGAGGGUUCACUGAGAAUUCAUUCGGAAUAGUACCAUUGAGCAGGCCUUUGAAGACUGUAUUAGGUACUCCAAUAGAAGUUGGAAAAAGAGAAAAUCCAACCACUGAAGAAAUUGAUUUGGUGCAUCAAAAAUUCCUUGAAGAAUUGGUACGACUUUUUGAAACGCACAAAAACGAGUUUAUGGAAAAUCCACAGGAGGCGUUAUUGUUAGAAUAA